AUGGGCUGUCUCCCACCCGUCCUCAACUCCCUCAUUGACCGCUGCAAGCAACGACUGAAAAAACUGACGAUGAACCGUAAAAAUACAGCGGCAUCUAAGGCUCGACGGCAAGACCAACCGCAGCUCCGCUUCAACGACUCGGGCAUCUCGCUCUCCCUCGACGACGAGAGCACACGAUCCUCCAACGGCUCCAGCUCACAGGACCUCCGACCGAUGCGCUUGAUGCUCCAUGGCUCAUUCUCCGAAUCGAGCAACAGCUGCGACUCGUUACUUGGCCUCCAGCUAGCCACGGAUCUGGCCAAAAGCGACACAAUUCGGACACGACCGCCCCCGCUUGACUUCUCCGGAGCCGUCCAGGAUAGCGUCAAGCCAGCCACCGAAGCGCCGUUUGAACAAGAUGACAACAACAGCCACGACACAAUCUAUUCGGACAACAAGGAAAACAUGCCACCCGGCUGCUCGGUGCGCAUCUACCACGGCGACGACGAGGCUCCCUGCACAGCGAGCAGCUUGACGAUCCGUCGUAUACACUCGGACUUGGAAACUGUUAUGAACACCCGGAAGCGCACUUCGUUGUUGUCUUCCCAUUCGCCGCAGGCCAAGAAGCUCCACAUGCAGCCGCUCGGCGUGCUCUACGAGGACGGAGAACAUGACAUCUCGUCUGCUUCCGUGCGAUCCCUGCACGCUCGUGCUCAGUCAACAGGACCCGUCGAGAAGGGCGUCUUUCGAACAACACACGGAGAUGACGAAUGGUCGCCGCAGCACCUAGAAGUGAACUAUUCAUUGCCAUGCCUGGAAAAAGUGACAUCCCAAGCUUUUCGACUGAUCAGCAAUUUGACACUUUGGCACGAGUUUUCCCGGCUGGGCGCCGCCGCCUUUAAAGAACGAUACAACCUGGUGGACUGUCGCUACGAGUACGAGUUCCGCGCUGGCCAUAUUGAUGGCGCCAUCAAUCUGUGUUCGGACUCGGAAUUGACGGAUCUGUUCUUCCCGGAGUGCACGAACAAGUUGCAAGACUCGCGGCGGCGCAUCCCGAUCUUCUACUGCGAAUUUUCCGAAGUACGCGGACCCAGGAUGGCCAAUGCUCUUCGCAAGCUCGACCGGAUGCGGAACUCUCAUCUCUACCCGCACGUCGACUAUCCGGAGAUGUACGUCCUCGCCUGCGGCUACAAGGCGCUCUGGGAGUUUGCCAACAAGGAGAAGAAUGACAUGCUGACGCUGUGCGUGCCACAAGGCUACACGCGGAUGCAUGCCCCGGAGCACGCCGACGAACUGCGCAAGAACAAGGAACACCGCCGCGGUCGUCAGAAGGCCAAGCGCCCGCCGCAGCGCCCGACUCGCCGCGUGAUCGCCGUCACGGCUGAUGAGGUGCCCGCUCCGAUGCCGACAACACCGGCCGAGCCCCAUCGCCGCUCAACGCACACCCCGCUGCGCCCUCCGCCGAUGGUCUUCCCGGACUCAGGGCUUUGCAUGGGCGAUUACCCACCCCGCACCUGCUACUCGCCCCUGUCGCUUGACGUCUCACGACCGGCACAUCGCUAUCUCGGGCAAGAAGCCGCCUACUCGCCGUUCACUGCUUCUCGGCCCCAAGCAACAGCUCAACCUCCCGUUGUAGCUGAAGUGAAAGAGAAGAGUGAGGUCCGAUUCGCGUCUCCGAUUUGCAUUGAAAGCCCCAUCGACGAGGAGUCCGACACUGAGACGCUACACUGCGAGCCGAGACAAUCAGCCCCGUUAAAAGCCAAACAAGCGCCCGUCGAAUUCGAGAAGCGCCUCUACCAAAUAAAGAACAAGGGCUCGCCAAAGGAUCUCCCCAGCGCUCACCCGAAGACGAUCGCUUUUGGCGCUACGACAAACGUAUCGCAGACCGUCGAGGGCAAGCAACUCGCCGUUUUACAACGAGGUUUCGCACGCACUAAGCAGCCCGUCGUCCCGAAAAUGAGCAAAUCCGUCGGCGCGCUGCCCGUCAGCGACAAGGAAAACAAGUCCCCGGCCGCUUUUACGGCAGCACCAAACCCCUUCAAGCCGACGGCAAAAACCUCGGCGAAAUCGGCUGGCGGGCUCGAGGCUGAGGUGGAGGAAUUGAGAAAGGAGGUGAAGCUUUUGAAAGAACGGGACGCCGAGCGGGCCAAUCAAAUGGCGCAACUUUGGUCAGCGAUCCAUGAACUGCAACGAAAAGCCCGGGCGGGCACCUCGGAAGAAUUCUCGUCAGACGAUGAAGCUUCACCGCGCUGCCGACGAUCUGGGAAAAGGGUGAAACCGUGGUCCGAGUUUGUCGAGGAGAUGAGGCGCAAAUACGAGGAGGACCCGCUGCUUUUCAACAAUACGUUUGGCGAGAUAAUUGUGGACGUGAAGGGCCCCGAGCCAAGGCCGGGCCGAUCGAGUCGCGAUCGACGGGAUUCGAGCCGUGAUCGACCGAGAGAUCGGGACCGUCGCCCGUCGUCUAGGCCACGUCAUGAAGCGCCCCUGGCUGCACACCAUGAGCGCCAUCGGGGCAAGAAAGGAGCCACAGUCACGCAGAAGUUCGUCUACACCCAAGAAGUUCAACACGGGCUGUCGCCUCGCCUCGAUGAGCUGUACAGCGUCGACACGAAGCAGUACUUCUUGAAGAACCACGUCCUCUCCACCGAGAAGCCCUACCCGGAAGAGCUCGCCUCGAUCGCCCCAGCGCCCCAGUUCAGCGCCUACCCGCGCAGCAACUUUGACAACGCGGCGCCGAAGAAGCCGAUGACCCCCUCGCGGAGGCGCAUUAGUUACAUGGUGGACAUGCCCGAGGAGGAGGAAGAGUUCCCGCAGGCAGACCGGAUGGCUGAGGCUUUCUCCGAGUUUCCGAAUUGGCAAGAUGGAGGGCACGGCGCCCAGUCGUAUAUUGCGCCCGCUGACGAUGACACGCAGCGUCGCCGUCGCCUCGAGGAGAUCCGCCAGCGCCAUCAGGCGCGCAUCGCCGAGCAGACGCGCCGCGAAGCGCCCGAAGAAUUCGACGACUAC
This is a messenger RNA of Mesorhabditis spiculigera, 2985 nucleotides long. The record is from the annotation of a GenBank genome assembly. Lineage: Eukaryota; Metazoa; Nematoda; Chromadorea; Rhabditida; Rhabditidae.